AACCAGAUGUUUCAGUCACAUUUCAGCCGCUGCUCUGAGAGUUUACUGUAAGCAGCCCCUAACAGGCUGUUACUUCACUACAACUCACGAUAUGAUCAUCUUAAUUUACUUAUUUCUCUUGCUAUGCGAAGAGGCUCAAGGAUGGGGAUUCAAAGAUGGAAUUUUUCAUAACUCCAUAUGGCUUGAACGAGCAGCAGGUGUGUACCACAGAGAAGCACGGUCUGGGAAGUACAAGCUCACCUACGCAGAAGCUAAGGCGGUGUGUGAAUUUGAAGGCGGCCGUCUUGCAACUUACAAACAGCUAGAGGCAGCCAGAAAAAUUGGAUUUCAUGUCUGUGCUGCUGGAUGGAUGGCUAAGGGCAGAGUUGGAUACCCCAUUGUGAAGCCAGGGCCCAACUGUGGAUUUGGAAAAACUGGCAUUAUUGAUUAUGGAGUCCGUCUCAAUAGGAGUGAAAGAUGGGAUGCCUAUUGCUACAACCCACAUGCAAAAGAGUGUGGUGGUGUCUUUACAGAUCCAAAACGAAUUUUUAAAUCUCCAGGCUUCCCAAAUGAGUAUGAAGAUAACCAAAUCUGUUACUGGCACAUUAGACUUAAGUAUGGUCAGCAUAUUCACCUGAGUUUUUUAAAUUUUGACCUUGAAGAUGACCCAGGCUGCUUGGCUGACUAUGUUGAAAUAUAUGACAGUUAUGAUGAUGUCCAUGGCUUUGUGGGAAGAUACUGUGGAGAUGAGCUUCCAGAUGACAUCAUCAGUACAGGAAAUGUCAUGACCUUGAAGUUUCUAAGUGAUGCUUCAGUGACAGCUGGAGGUUUCCAAAUCAAAUACGUUGCAGUGGAUCCUGUAUCCAAAUCCAGUCAAGGAAAAAAUACAAGUACUACUUCUACUGGAAAUAAAAACUUUUUAACUGGAAGAUUUAGUCACUUAUAAAAAAAAGAAAAAUAAUGAUAAAAAAUAGAGUGUUUAUGUCUGAAUCUUUUGGAACUCCUUUGAUCUCACUGUUAUUAUUGUUAACAUUUAUUUAUUAUUUUUCUAAAUGUGAAAGUGAUACAUAAUUUGGGGAAAAUUGGAAAAUACGGGAAACUUUAAAAGAGAAAAUGAAACCUCUCAUAAUCCCUCUGCAUAGAAAUAACAAGCAUUAACAUUUUUCUAUUUUUUCUUUCAGUCAUUUUUCCAUUUGUGGUAUAUGUAUAUAUGUGCCUAAUGUAUUUUUAUUUGAAAUUUUGGAAUCCUACUCUAUGCACAGUUUGAUAUCAUACUUUUCACAUCUUGGACUUCAUAAACAUUUUCUAAAAUCAUUGUAUAUUCUACAAAAACAUGAUUUUAAAUAGCUGUAAAAUAUUCUAUGAUAUGAAUUUUCAUAUAUUAUUUAAGUCUGUCUCUAUUGAUGGAAUUUCAGGUUGUUUUCAUAAAUAUUGUUGCAAUAAAUAUCCUUGAACACACAUAUUUAUGCACCUCCCUAAUUAUUUAAGACAGGGACCUGGAAAUAGAAUUACUGAAUCAAGGGUUAAUUAAAACAAAAUUUUCUGAUUUGAUAGUCAAAAAAUGAGGCCUCAUUGUAGUUUGAAUUUGCAUUUCUUUAUUCAUGAGAUUGAUGGUUACAUAAUUUUUUGUUAACACUAUUUCUUUUGUGAAUUAUUUUUCCAUGGCUUUUUGAGCUAUUUUUAAAAACUGGUAUAAUCUUCUCUAUUGAUUUGUAAGAAAUUAUUAUAUAUGUCCAUGUUUGUCACAUAAGUUGCAAUUUAAUUUUUAGCUUGUAGUUUGUCAUUUACUUUCACAGUUUUUUUAAAUAUAUCAAAUGUUAAAAU
This is a messenger RNA of Sapajus apella (tufted capuchin), 1803 nucleotides long. It is a transcript of the gene TNFAIP6, whose product is annotated as TNF alpha induced protein 6. Gene Ontology annotation, molecular function: hyaluronic acid binding. Gene Ontology annotation, biological process: cell adhesion; negative regulation of inflammatory response. Lineage: Eukaryota; Metazoa; Chordata; Mammalia; Primates; Cebidae. The record is from RefSeq and is a predicted model, not a curated record. The transcript is spliced from 6 exons. The coding region runs from base 92 to 925 and encodes 277 amino acids.